Notodromas monacha is the source of this 2245-nucleotide messenger RNA. The record is from the annotation of a GenBank genome assembly. Lineage: Eukaryota; Metazoa; Arthropoda; Ostracoda; Podocopida; Cyprididae.
UUCUUGUUUUUUACUCCAGGACGCAUCGAAUCGUGUUUUCUAAAUUUGGAACCAAGCGAUUCGUGACGAAAUUCUCUUUUCAUUUUUGGACGAUCGGUAACUGUAGUGUACGAUCUUGGUCAGUAUUAAGGAGGUGACCAGUGGACAGAAAAAUAAAUAUGAUGAAACAGCACGAGGACAACUACGAGAGGACAGUGGCACAGAGGAUUCGUGAGCGAAUCAUGAACCAUCCUCCUUACAUAGACAAGGGUGCGAGGAUUUUGAGGACUGGGUUCGAAUUCGUUGCUUACAUCAUUUUCGCCCUCAUUAACCGGAAGAGCCCGAAAGUCCACCUGCCCCCAAUUAAUGACGAGAUCUUGCUGGAUAGUGCUGUGGACCUCGCCAGGAAAAUUCGGGAACGCAUCUAUUCUUGUGAGGAUGUCGUGAUUGCGUUCAUGCAACGGAUUCAAGAAAUCAAUCCCCUUGUCAAUUGUGUGGUGGACGAGAAUUUCGAGAAGGCUUUGGACAGAGCCAGAGAAGUUGACGACUUUCUGGACACCACGGACAAAUCAGUGGAUGUAAUUGAAAAGGAGUUGCCCUUCCUCGGAGUGCCUUUUUCUUGCAAAGAUUCUAUUGCAGUGAAAGGGCUGAAACAGACGAUUGGCUUGAUGUCGAGGAAGGAGACAGUGGCUGAGGAAAACGCCACAGCCAUCAACGCUUUGGUUGAAGCUGGUGGGAUUCCUUUGGCUGUCACGAAUGUUCCUGAAGUUUGUCUCUGGUGGGAAAGCGUGAAUCCUCUUCAUGGUCGCACUCUGAAUCCGUACGACUCGAGGCGGUUGGUUGGAGGUUCUUCGGGUGGUGAAGCUUGUUUGCUGACUUCCUGUGGAUCGCCUCUGGGAAUCGGAUCUGACAUCGGUGGCUCCAUUAGAAUUCCUGCCCAUUUUAAUGGCAUUUACGGGCAUAAGCCCACAUUCAGCAUUGUUUCCAACAGCGGAUCGCUGCCGGAUUUGCGCGGAGAAAUGAAUGAAUUUUUAGUAAUUGGCCCGAUGGCCAAGCGUGCCAAGGAUUUGCGCGCGACGUUGAAAAUUCUUGGCGGAGAAGUUGGACGGAAAAAGUUGCAACUGGACAAAAAGGUUGACAUUAAGGAUAUGAAGUUUUAUUUCAUGGAGGACGAUGGGGGAUUCCCCCUAAUCAGCCCUGUUGAUGGCGACAUGAAAGGAGCUUUGUUCCGAGUGGUGAAUCAUCUUAAAUCCCACUACGGAGUUGAGGUUGAACAGGUUUGCUUUUCAAAAUUUUUCCAUGCCAUUGAAAUGUGGAGUCUGAAGAUGUCCGCGGUUGAAGAGGCUCCUUCCUUUUGCGAAGAACUUGCGAAUCGGAAGGGUGAAAUAAACCCUUUCUGGGAGAUGGUCAAGUUAGCCGUGGGAAAAUCGAACCAUUCGUUUCCUGCGAUCGCUGUGGCGAUGGCUGAGAAACUGGCUUAUUUGCAAGCGGAUACCAAGUACCAAAGGAAAAUUAUCGAAGGCUGUGAUCUGUUGCGUGAAGAAUUUCAGUGUGGCAUUUUAUUGCAGCAUCUGCUGGGAGAAAAUGGCGUGUUCUUGUAUCCAUCGUAUCCACAUCCGGCGCUGUUUCAUAACCAAGCCAUGUUGAUGCCUUUCGGAUUUGCUUAUCAAUCAAUCUUCAAUGUUCUAAAGUUGCCUGUGACUCAGUGUCCUGUUGGACUGUCGAAAGAAGGUCUACCCCUUGGUAUACAGGUAUAUAUAGGAUUUGUUGUUUCUCGGCUCCACAAUGAUCACUUGACUUUGUCUGUGGCGGAAGCGUUGGAAGAGACCUUGUGCCAAUGGGUUCCUCCUUGUGGCGUUGCAGUCGGUGAGAAUUGAGUCUUCAAGAGGGAACGUCAAAACAAAUUCAAGGUUGAGCUGGUCUCAAAAUAAUUUUGAGUGAAUGCAAUGAAUGAUUUUGCUUUUCGACAUCACAAAAGAAAACAAUGAACGUAUCCAAAGAUACCCGGCGUUUAUGCAGAAAGAAUUGUCGAUUUGAAUGUUCGGAAAUCUCUGUAUAUUUUCGUACAGAGGAAUAAAAAUUUCCUUGGGAAGAGUGAAAUAUGCACCGGAUAUGUUCUGAAUAAAAAGCAAAACCGUUUUGAAUGUGAGAAAACUGAGUGUGGAGAGGAUUGCAUUGCUGAAUCGAUGGGAAGCGCUGCUUUGCAAAUUUACAUGUCGUUGGCUAUUGAAAGUAAAGCUUGAAAAAAAUUCGCAUUUUUUCUGUA